Leptosomus discolor (cuckoo roller) is the source of this 305-nucleotide messenger RNA. Lineage: Eukaryota; Metazoa; Chordata; Aves; Leptosomiformes; Leptosomidae. The record is from RefSeq and is a predicted model, not a curated record.
GUGUUCUGGCGCUCUGGGCCCUAAUCACGCAUGUGAUGUAUGUGCAGGAUUACUGGAGGACCUGGUUAAAAGGGCUGAGGUUCUUCCUCUUCAUCGGGAUCCUCUUCUCAACUCUCUCAGUGGUGGGAUUCUGCACGUUCCUCGUUCUGGCCAUCACCCAGCACCAGUCCCUGACGGAUCCCAGAAGCUACUACCUGUCGUGCGUCUGGAGUUUCAUCUCCUUGAAAUGGGCCUUCCUGCUCAGUUUGUACGCUUACCGGUACAGGAAUGAGUUUGCAGACAUCAGCAUCCUCAGUGACUUCUAA